AUGACCGACACAGACACUGAAACACUCUAUAAAUGUAUUAACCAACUCGAAGAAAUAAACAAACAACUUGUUACGGAACGUGAUCAGCUCAAACAUGAAUUGGAACUCUUGCGCUCCUCUGAAGGCGUUGAAAGUCUAAACGUUCAACUUGACAUUUUAAGACUUGAGAACAUGCAAUUGAAAACGUCACAACCACAAGAACAGCAACAACACUCAUUAAAAAAUCCACAAGACACGUCAUACUUCCGCUAUGAAGUGAUUCAAGACUUUUUGUACCGUUCACUCAAAAACUCACUCGAAACACAAAUUGAGGAAAUGACUGUCACACUCAAAACAAUUUAUCAUCCAAGUCAAGUACAACAGAACUCACACUUCUCAGAAAUUCUUUCAGACAAGAGAACUAAGCUACAAAUACUCGAUGGGUUUCAAAAGAAAAAUAGAAAAAGAUUAAUUGUACCAACUAUUUCAAGUAAUCAAACCUCAAAAAACGAGAAGGACGAGAAAUAUGCUUUGGUCUUUGGUAUUUUGAAUGCUCUCAAAAUGGCGAAUGUUAGAUAUGAACUCGUCGAUAUCAAGCCCGAGGAUUUGUUAGCGAUUCUGGAAACAGAAAAUAUCGGGUGCGAGUUGUGGGCACAAAGAAUUCAACUCGAACUUGCCAACCAAGUUAGGUAUUAG
Molecule: messenger RNA, 675 nt
Organism: Entamoeba invadens IP1
Lineage: Eukaryota; Evosea; Mastigamoebida; Endamoebidae
Exons: 1
Coding region: 1-675 (224 amino acids)
Source: RefSeq, a predicted model, not a curated record